GGUUCCACUACUGAAGACGGAGGCAUACCGUCAUCAUCAUCAUGGCGAUUGUUAUGAGGCGGGAACUUUGAGUCCCUUUACUUCCCUGAAAAUAUUCCUGAGGUUUACUGUGAAACGUAGUGUUACUUGACGUAGGACGGAGAAUGAAUAACAGAGGAAGUCAGUCAAGAGGAAGACCAUGGUGGCGUGGGCGUGGUGGGCGUGGUCACUACAGCAGACGUGGUCAGAGAGGUGCAGGUGGAUCAGGUUCGACCAGCACCAAGAGAGGUGGGUACAGUGGUUCAUCAGGAGCCUCCCAGACUAGACCGCGUUUGUCACAGACCAUCCUGGAAAAUAUCAUCCCCUCCUACAAGGGCUGGCACCUGUACUUCCCAAACCAAGUUUACUCAGAGCAUUCCCCUGAUGUUGUGAGGACACAGGCCUUUGAGAAAUACUUCCUGUCUAUCCUGGACUUAUAUGACAAGGAUGAAAUCGAGCAGAAAGGUUCCUUAGCCAUAGACUUCAAAGAGCUUCUUCAAGAUGAAGGAGUCCGUUCAACCGUCCCAGACAUGGCCAGUGUGAUGAAGGAAACUCCAGAGAAGAUCCUGAGCUGCCUGGGACUGGCUGUGCACCAGGUCCUGACCCAUGACCUGGAGAGGCAGGCAGCUGCCCUACAACAGCCUGGGGAAGAAGAUGGAGAAACUCCAGCUGUCAUAGCUGUUAAUGUCCCCCUAAUCCACACCAGGGUAUUCAAUUAUGAACCCAUAACCUCUAUGAGAAGGCUUAAGGCCAAUUUCUAUGGCAAAUAUGUGUGCAUCAGAGGAACAGUGGUGAGGGUCAGCAAUGUGAAGCCCAUGUGUAUCAAGAUGGCGUUUGAGUGUCUUACCUGUAAGGGAGUGCAGAGAGUGCUACUUCUAGAAGGCAAGUACUGCCUACCAACCAAGUGUCCAGCCCCUGACUGCAGAGGAAGGUCUUUUGUUCCCCUUCAGAACCACCAGCUCACAGAAACUGUAGACUGGCAGACUAUCAAAGUACAGGAGCUGAUCACUGAUGAGAACAGGGAGGCAGGCAGGAUCCCCCGGACAGUGGAGUGUGAACUGACCAGGGAUCUUGUGGAUAGCUGUGCUCCUGGAGAUGUGGUUACAGUCACUGGCAUUGUCAAGGUCAUGAGCUCAGAGGAAGGAAGGAGGAAAUCAAACCGUGACCAGUGCAUGUUCCUCAUCUACAUCUCUGCCAACUCUGUGAGUAAGACGAAGGGAAGGAAGUCCACUAAGGAGAGCGGCACGUCAGGAUUGGCUAUGGACUUCACCCUGAAGGAGCUGUAUGGUAUCCAGGAGAUCCAGGAGGACCCACAUGUCUUCAGACUCAUUGUGGGGUCUUUAUGUCCAGCUAUAUAUGGUCAUGAGACAGUGAAAGCAGGUCUGGCCUUGGCCUUGUUUGGUGGCAAUCAGAGGUUUGCUAAUAACAAGAAUCGUAUACCUGUCAGAGGAGAUCCCCAUGUUCUAGUGGUUGGUGAUCCUGGACUGGGCAAAAGCCAGAUGCUCCAAGCAGUGUCCAAUGUUGCUCCCCGCGGUGUCUACGUAUGUGGGAACACAACUACUGCAUCUGGACUCACUGUGACCCUGAGCAGGGACAGUGCAUCAGGAGACUUUGCACUGGAGGCAGGAGCUCUCGUGCUAGCUGACCAGGGCUGUUGCUGCAUUGAUGAAUUUGACAAAAUGACCAACCAGCAUCAGGCUCUCCUAGAGGCAAUGGAGCAGCAAAGCAUCAGCUUGGCCAAGGCAGGCAUAGUCUGCAGCCUCCCUGCACGAACGUCCAUCAUCGCAGCAGCCAAUCCCGUUGGUGGGCACUACAACAAGGCUAAGACUGUGGCAGAGAACCUCAAGAUGGGUAGUGCCCUUCUGUCUCGGUUUGACCUGGUGUUUAUUUUGCUGGACAAUCCUGAUGAGGAUUUGGACAGCAUGCUUUCUGAGCAUGUCAUGGCACUAAGGGCUGGCAGAUGCCGUGACACCACAGCUGUCAGAGUGAGAAGAGAUGCUCAGACUCCUGACGAUGACGAGGCCAGGAGACAGUGGGAAUUGGGAAAGCCGGUGUCUGAACGACUAAAGAUCAGCAGAGGUGAACAGUUCGACCCCAUCCCACACCCCCUGCUAAGAAAGUAUGUGGCCUAUGCAAGGAAGUAUGUCCAUCCAAAACUGUCACCAGAAGCCAAGCAGGUGCUUCAGACCUUCUACCUUGAGCUCCGUAAGGAUCAGCGUGGCCCAGACAGCAUCCCCAUCACCACCAGGCAGCUGGAGUCUCUCAUCAGGCUAACGGAGGCCCGUAGCCGUUUGGAGCUGAGGGAGACAGCUACCAGUCAGGAUGCACAGGAUGUGGUGGAAAUCAUGAAAGACAGCAUGUUUGACACCUACUCAGAUGAGUUUGGGCAACUGGAUUUCCUGAGAUCACAGAAUGGGUCAGGCAUGAGCAGCAGGAGCAAGCCGAAGAGAUUUGUUGCAGCCCUGAACAGAGUGGCAGAACAGACCUACAACAACAUCUUCACUGUGCAACAGAUGAGGGAGAUUGCACAGAAUUGUGACGUGAAGGUUCCAGACUUUGAGGGAUUCAUUGCCUCUCUUAACAACCAGGGUUUUCUACUGAAUAAGGGUUCCAGGGUGUACCAGCUGCAGACAGCUGGGGUCUGAUCCACUCCCACUCACUCAUGUGCAGGGUACAGCCAGUUACCCUGCAGACCUCAGGCUGAUCUAGCAGCAACACGACUUGGACUGUAUCAGUACAUGUAUCAGUUUGAUGACUCAGCCAGAAUCAAAGUUACUAUUACAUUCUGGUCGUGACUGUUUACUGGAAAACAGUUUGAAUCUCCCUGGUUCCAAAGAGGUCAUGUCUACUUUCAUAUCUGACUUGUUUCUAUCUAAUAGAUGUUCUGUGUUAUGUUCCAUGUUCAUCAAGUAAAUAUAUAACUUUUAUAUAUAUAUUCUGUUGUGUAUUUAUUUUA
Messenger RNA from Branchiostoma belcheri (Belcher's lancelet), 2974 nucleotides. Its product is annotated as DNA helicase MCM8-like. The record is from RefSeq and is a predicted model, not a curated record. Gene Ontology annotation, molecular function: single-stranded DNA helicase activity; ATP binding; single-stranded DNA binding. Gene Ontology annotation, biological process: double-strand break repair via homologous recombination. Gene Ontology annotation, cellular component: nucleus; MCM complex. NCBI's taxonomy places the organism in Eukaryota, Metazoa, Chordata, Leptocardii, Amphioxiformes, Branchiostomatidae.